CCCGCCCUUCCCGCCGUUCUUCGUGACGGCCGUCGGGCGCCUCCCUCAUCGCCGGAGCCGCCCGCCCGUCGGUCCGCCCUCGCCGCCGCGAUGCUGCCCGGGCAGCCCAGGAGGGCGCCGCCUCCGCCUGGCAGCGGCUGAGCGAGACCGAGGCUCUUCCGACGCCCCGCCGAGAGAGCGCCCGCCAUGACCCGCGCCGGCCUCCUCGGCCUCCUCCUGGCUCUGGGCAGAGUGCUCCUGGCCUGGGCUGGGCUGUCCCCGCCAGCCACCCUGGAAGGGCAUAGUUGGCAGAGCCCCGUGGACUGUGCCCGCGCCAACGAGCUUUGUGCUGCUGAGCCCGGCUGCAGCUCGAGUUUCCGCACUUUGCGCCAGUGCCUGGCUGGCCGAGACCACAACACCCUGCUGGGCAACAAGGAAUGCCGGCUGGCACUGGAGGUGCUGCAGGGAAGUGCUCUGCAUGGCUGCCGCUGCAGGCGCAGGAUGAAGAAGGAGCUGUCCUGCCUGCAGAUCUACUGGAGCUUCCACCUGGGCUUGGCCGGGGGAGCAGAAUUUUAUGAAGCUUCGCCCUACGAGCCCAUCAGCUCUCCUCUCUCUGAUGCCUUCAGACUUGCUUCAAUUGUCUCAGCAGGGACCGACUCCGCGGCUGCCUCCAGGAGCAACCCCUGCCUGGACGCGGCCAAAGCCUGCAACCUGAGCGACGACUGCAAGAAGCUGCGCUCGACUUACAUCUCCACCUGCAACAAAGAGGUCUCGCCCACCGAGCACUGCAGCCGGCGCAAGUGCCGCAAAGCCCUGCGCCAUUUCUUUGACCGGGUGCCCAGCGCAUACAGCUACCGGCUGCUCUUCUGCCCCUGCAAGAACCAGGCCUGUGCGGAGCGCCGCCGGCAAACCAUCGUCCCCGACUGCUCCUACCAGGAGAAGGAGAAGCCCAACUGCCUGGCUCUGCGGAGCAUGUGCCGAGCGGAGCCAUUCUGCCGGUCCAGACUGGCAGAUUUCCAUGCCAAUUGCCAAACCUUCCUCACCAGCUGCUCCAGGGACAACUACCGGGCGUGCCUGGACUCCUACACUGGCCUGAUAGGUUUGAGCCUGACCCCCAACUACGUGGAUGCAAGCUUUAGCAACCCGAGGAUCUCCCUGUGGUGCUCCUGCCAAGGGAGUGGCAACAUGGAGGAGGAAUGUGAGAAAUUCCUGAAGGACUUCACCGAAAACGCUUGUCUCCGAAAUGCAAUCCAGGCCUUUGGCAAUGGCACUGACCUGACCUUCUCCCCCAAGGCCCUUCCGCAGCCGCUCCUCACCCUGCCUCCCUCCGUAGGAAGGGCUUCGGCUUUGCCAUACAGUGUAAAUGACAGCAGCCUUGUGGAUAACACAAGCGUGAGCGUCACAUGCACCUCCCCCCAGGAGAGUGGAGCAAAGGCUAACCAGUCCAAAGAGCAGACUCUUUGCUUCUCAGAGAAAUCUCUGAGCACAGCUCUCAUGCCAGAGCAGAAGACUCUUGUGGACACCAAAGGGUCCGGCAACCAACUUUCCUUCGCGGGAACCAUCUCUGCUCUCCUCUUCCUCCUUGUGAAAAUGGCCAUGUAGGAGGAACCUGGAGGAAGACUUGCCGCGAGAGGACGGAGAGUGCCGUGCAAACUCCCCUCCGCCUGUAGGCCAUCCAGGACUCUCCCUCGGCCGUUGCCUUCUGGGGAGCUGCUGCCAAGGAGGCCCCACCGCCCUUGCGGAGGCUUCUGCCAGGCGGUCUUCAUUGUGUAAGAAUUGCCGGGAUGAGUGUGGAGGCCCUUGGUAAAGACUUCUGGCCUGGGAAUCCAGGCUCACUUCUUUCCAAGGAUCCCAAACACAGGCUGAAGUUCCACCGGUUUGCCACCAGUGUUUUAAAGGAAUCCAAGGUGUUCGCUGGACAAUUCAGUGGGGCUGGAGGCCUUGUGGAGAGGGUUUGCCUCACAAUGCCCUGCUUUUACCCUGCAGGGUGAGGGGCAGCCAUUCCUCACCCCCAGGUCACCAUCCAAAUCGUUUUUGCUGCUUGAAAAUGUUCCAAAAGAGGCUUGGUUUCCAUUAACAGUAACAGAGUUGGAAGGGACCUUGGAGGUCAUCUAGUCCAACCCCCUACUCACACAGGAGACCUGUACUAGGGAUUCGAACUGCCAAAUCGCCGACCUUUCUGAUCGACAAGCUCAGUGUCUUAGUCACUGAGCCACCUAGCCAGGCUCAUUAGUCAUUAAACUCAGAGGAUUCUCAGAAGUGUCCGAACUUCAUCUUGGGAAAAUGGAAAGUGGGCGAGAUGCUUCUAAAGCUGGUAGCCUCCUGUAGGCCAACGCCUUGAACGGAUGGGACUGGCUGGCUGGAGUGGGUGCAGAGCUGUGCCUCAUGGAACAAGGAAUACGGCCACAGGUCCGGUGGAGUUUCUUCUUCCCCUGAUUCUUCUGGUUCUCCAUCUCUUCAUCCUCUUUUCUAGGUUUCUAAUCUCCGAUAAAACGGUUACGCUCUCUGUUAAAAACUUACCCCGGUAGAGAGUCCCUUGGGACAACUGUCCUGCCACCUCGGGUGGAAGCAUCCAGAGAGGACAGCCAUGAUCCCACCAGAUGUACCCAUUGACGUUUUCUCCUGCUUCCUUUCGUGUUGUUGUUUUUCCAAAAAUGUCUAAAAAUAAGAACAAAAGAUGAAGUAUGAAUAUUAUAAAGUUUAGUUUUCUAAAGCUUAAGUAGAGCAGCAAGCCCUGAGCAGCCCUGUGGCCACUGAAGGAUCAGACCACAGGAGAGCUCAAUAAACACUUAUUGGGAAACCAACCAGUGUCCCGUGAUGUUCACUGGCUCUGGGCAGAGCGGAUGCCCCAGCCGCAGGCGGCAUCCUCGGUGGGGAAGAGCAGAGACGGUGGGGCUGUGGUGGAGCGGAGUGGGGCCAGCUGUUGGGGGGAGCGAGCUGAGAGAGUCUCGUAUCCCAAUAGAGGAGCUCUUUGAAACCCCUCAGCCUCCGUUCAUGGUCGCCUUUUAAAACCUAGCUGUUGUGACCCAGGCCCAAGUAGGUAGCAGGAAACUCAGUCAGUGUAAAAACAAACAAACUUUAUUCGAACAGCUGAGAAUUACUUCAUGCUCAGCGAAGUCCAACUAAAUUAAAGCAAAUUCCUCCCAACAAUUCCUCAGUCCUAUUGCAAACCUUGGUCCAAUUAGGCAAACUGCCAAAGGCCUUUCUUAGCAAAUGUUCAAAAGCCACAGAUACAGAAAUAAAUGCAAGACGUAGAUGAA
Messenger RNA from Ahaetulla prasina, 3239 nucleotides. RefSeq names its product GDNF family receptor alpha 2 (gene GFRA2). The record is from RefSeq and is a predicted model, not a curated record. The coding region runs from base 187 to 1581 and encodes 464 amino acids. Gene Ontology annotation, biological process: nervous system development. Lineage: Eukaryota; Metazoa; Chordata; Lepidosauria; Squamata; Colubridae. The transcript has 9 exons. Gene Ontology annotation, molecular function: signaling receptor activity. Gene Ontology annotation, cellular component: external side of plasma membrane; signaling receptor complex.